Messenger RNA from Argiope bruennichi, 5186 nucleotides. RefSeq names its product sperm-associated antigen 5-like. The coding region runs from base 220 to 2904 and encodes 894 amino acids. The transcript has 11 exons. Lineage: Eukaryota; Metazoa; Arthropoda; Arachnida; Araneae; Araneidae. The record is from RefSeq and is a predicted model, not a curated record.
UUUUAUUUUGUUUUGUACUGGACAUGCUAAUAUGCGAACGUGAGUUACAUAUUUAUGAUUUUCCCGCUUACUAAUUUUUAAAACUUUUUUUUAUGUGUGUUCUCUUUACUUAACAUAGUUAGAACUGCUCUGGUCAUUGUAAUCUAGUUUGAAACCUACUUUCGCGGCAUUUUUACUUAUAAUGUUACAUUAACUUGAAUCUAUAAAAAUAUUGCCAAAAUGCCUGCAAAUCAGCCUCCUUCUGCUUCCAACUCACAAUCUUCUUCCUCCAGUCAGAGCAAAAGUAGUACAUUAGUACGUUCCAAGAGUUUGAGAUUAUCUUCUUCUAAACCUAAACUUGAUUCAGGCACUAGCAGCCUAACUCGUCAUGGAAGCAUCAGAGCACCCAAGACCCAAUCUUCUACUACAAUUACUAAACCUCCAUUUUCAAUGUUUAGGAAACCAGCAGUAAAACCUAAGCCAUCAUUUUUCAAUUCUAAAAGUAAUGAAAAUUUAGAUGGUAACUCAGCAAAAUCUAAGCCAAAUGUAGAAAUCGAUAAAAGAAUGACUACUAGUGCAUGUUUCUCGCCUACAAAACAUAGUGAUAAUCGUAACACUGGAUUGACUGAUACUCAUAGAACACCAUCUGAUUCUCCAACAAGUCUAUAUAGUGAUAAAAGCCAUUCUCAAGAAGCAAAUUCAUGGUGUAAUUCAGAUCUAGUUUCUCAUCUUAGGAGACUAACAGAAGAACAUGAGAAACUUCAAGUGGAACAUGCUAGACUUAGAAUGCAAUUGUUAGAAAAUGUACCUGUUUCUAAUUUGAGAAAAGACCAACAACACCUGUCACAAUCAGAUUCUCAUUUAGCUUCCAUACCUGAAAAUUCUCCAGAUGGAUCCACAUCAUUCCCUGAAAAUGAUCAAUCCCAAGCUCAGGCUCAAGAAGUCAUCAUUCAGAAUUGUCGUUCUGAAGUACUUAAGUUACAAGAAGAAAAUAGGAAACUGCAGAGGAAAUAUUGGGAGCAAGUUCUCAAUUCAGAGCUUGUUGAAGAUGAAGCUUGCAAUGGUGCUUCUCAACAAAUUGUUGACUUAAUUGAUAAAUUAGAUAGUAAAGAGAAAGAAUUGUUAGAAGCAAGUGGUAGAGUGCAAGAGUUAGAGAACCAUUUGGCAGCAACUAAUUUAGAACUUCAGCAAUGUCAAGAUGCCCUUCAAGAUCAACAGCAUAGAUUAGAAGAAUCCUUACUUCAUCGUGAUGAAUUGAUGAAACAGCUUAAGGAACACAGAAGAGCUCUUAGUGAAGCUCAAGAAAAUAUUGACUUCUUACAAAUAGAGAGAUCAACUUUAGCUGAGACUUUCCAAGAAACAGAACAAUCUUUGCAGGCUACAAAAGCAGAGUUGUUCAAAGCUCAUAGCAAAGCAAAUGAAUUAAUGGAUCAUACUCGUAAAAUGUACCUCAAAAUUAAAGAUAAAGACUUACAGGUUCAAUUGUUAAGAGCUGAACUUGAUCGAACCCAGGGCAAUUGUCGCGAUAUGCUACUCAGCCAAGGAGCAGAGCUUACUAUGAUAUCUAUGCACCUUUCUCAGCUGUCCAUGACUGUACAUUCCAUUCUUACUGCUGCUGCUGAUUUUGCUGCUAGUGAAUUAUCUCUACAGAAAGAAAUGUUGGAAGAAGUGAUGGCUGAAUGUGAUAGUGAAGGUGAACGAAAUGAAUCUCCUAAAGAGAAUGGAUUUCUGAAAUCUGAUUUUCAAAUUCCAAAUUCAGUAGAAUCUUCUCUUUCAAAUGACAAAUUCCUAGACAUUCACAAAUCAUUACCUGACAUUUUUGCUUGUGAACCUAUCAGUCCUUUAUAUUCUUCAGCUUCUAGCGAAAGUGAACGUCCCAUGUCCCUUGUGCAGUCCCGAGUUCAAUCAUUUGAACAAUCAGCUAAGAGUGAAUCUAAGUCAUUGAAGCAAAUUCCAUUGAAACCAGCCUCUGAACAAAAUUCUGAUUCUGUUAAAAGUUCAAUUGAGAAUUUAAGUAGUAUAAAUGGAGAUUUGAGUCGCAUCAGUUCUCCUAGCAAAGAUAGUUCUCCAGUGGCUAAUAGUGCAUUUAAACCUAUAGGAAUGGCUACUGCUUUCCGUCCAGUGCGACAAAGAAGUUUGGAAUCAGAUGCUCUUUUUAUUGAAAAUUCAGGAUUUGAAGAUGAAAAAAAAACUUCAUUUGAAACAUUAUUGAGUGAAAUGGAUAAGUUGGUGAAAAAAGUAGGAAAGGUGAUUGAGCUAUCACAGGAGAAAUUUGUUGCAAAAGUUAAACAGCUAAAUGAAGAGAAAUCUAACCUACAAGAUGAAAUUCGAUUAAGCAAGAAAAAACAGUAUGAACUGCAAACAGAACUGAACAAUAGGGAUUACUUAGUUGAAAGAGCUAAUGGAAAAGUAGAAGAGCUUUUAUUGCAAUUUAAAAAAGUCCAAGAAGAAUUUGCUGAAGAAAAAGAGGCUCUUACACAAAAGAACUUGUCACUUAAGGAACAAAUUAAAUGCUUAGAAGCUGUUAAUGAAGAGCAGUCCAAUCAAAUUACAAAUGAAGUCAAACAGAUGAUAGACGUUGCAACCUCAGAUCCUAAUUGUGAAUUUGUAUCAAAUGCUCAAGCCAUAUGUGAUAAAUUGAAUUUAAAGCAAGAGAUUGCUAAAUUGAAAGCUACAUUGUCUCAAAAAGAAGCUGUGUUGCAGCAACUUGCUCAGAAAUACACAAGAACUACUUCAAAGCUCGAAUCUAAUUUAAGGAAAGCAGAAAAAGAAAUUCAAGUUUUAGAUAAUGUUAUUGAAAAAGUUUUUACUACUCUAGAAACCAAUUCAGAAUUAGUUGAGAAGAAUGAAGAUUUAAAAAAUUUACUGUCACUAGUCAGUGGAAACUGUACUUUAUCAAAUAUUAACUCCAAACAGGAAAAAUAGUAACUAAAUUGUAGGAUUUGAAGUUUUAUUACUUUUAUGCAUGACUCUUUGAAAGGGCAUGAAAACUACUUAAUGUGAUUUUUGUAUAAUUUAGCCUGCAUAUAUAAUUCUGUCUUUCUCGCAUAUAUAUACUGUAUAUGCUUUUUUGUCAGGAUAUAAAGACUUGUUUCUUUAUUUCUUUUAUUGAGAAGAAAUUGGUUUAAGACUUAAGAUAUAACCAAACAGAUUUGAAUCCUGAUAUUUUUAAGCACAAAAUUUCAUGACAAAAUAAAAUAUCUGAAGAUUUUGUGGAUAUUGUGUAUAAUUUUUUUUCUGUGAAAGUGUGUUGCAUUUCAUAGACAAAUAGACUUAUGCAGAAAAAUAGAAGAUGGACUCUUUGUGAUAAUACUGAAAUCACUUGAAUCUAAUUAUAAAUUGAUAAAAAAUUAAUUGAAUAUUUCUAUUUUUAUUUGAAAGAAAUUUUAUCUUUCAAAAUAAUUCUUGUGUUAUCUGAUUUUUACCCCCCCCCCCUUGAUCAUUUAUAUUUAUACUUUUGUAUAUCCCUUACCUUCCCCCCCCCCCUUCUUUUAAUUAUUCUAUAAAAAUGAUUUUGAAAUUUUGAAGGCAUGAGCUUUAUUUUCAUUGGAAAUAUUAGUAUAAUUUUAACAUUGCCAGACAUUCUUCUGUGGGGAAUUGUUUUAACUUUUUAAAACCAUUGAUAAGAACAAUUUUAUAUGCAGCUGUAUUUCUGUGACAACCAAAUUGAUUAUUGUAAUCUAUAAUGAAAAUUAUUUGAUCUAUUUAAAAAAAAAGUUUUAAAGAAAAAUAUAUAAUUUAUCAUGUUUGUAGAUAAAUUUAUCUAUUCUUAUAAAUUGUAAUCUUACUCUUUUAUAUAUCUCAACAAAGUAUAUGCAUUCUUAAUUAUAUAAAUUUUUUUAGUAAUAAUUUUAGAAUCAUAGAAUUAAUACAACUUAAAAAGUAUCUAACAUUUCUUUAACACUGUUGCUUUCAUUAUUUUUAUAUGUUCAUCUUUUUUCCAAAAUACAUUUUUAAAAAUAUUAAUUUCUUUUAAAUAUGAUAUUAGAAACUGGAGUAGACCAUCACACAAUUUUUAUAAGUUAAACUAAACAUUAUUAUUGUGAUAGGAACUAUAUUUUCUUUCAAAAUUGGAGUAGAGAAUUGGAUGCCUGAUUUCAGGUAAAAGCAUUUGUUAAAGGAUUCUUUUUAAGUAUUCGUAAAUUUUAUGCUUUGGGCUUUGAGUGAAAAUUUUGGGUUAAUUUUCUUUUAGUUCUCAAUGUUUCAUGUAUUUGGUACUCAAAGAAAUAGAAUGUAGAGAAUUUCAGACAGUCAUUUCUAUUAAUCAAAUUGUUGAAGCACUAUUUUUGGGUUAUUUAUAAAUGUAUUUAUUUUUCUUGUAAUAUUAUUGUUCCUUUAAGUGCCUGUAAAUAAUUUUAUUAAAAACUGGUAAAUUAAAUCAUUGUAAUCUUUUAGUAAUAUCCGUCCUGAUAAAAAUAAAUGUUAGCAAAGAUGAAGUGCCCUUUUUAGGUAGGAAUGUUAAAUACAAUUUUAAUCAUUAUUUCUUUAACUAGGCAUUUUCAACUUAUUUAAUUUUUUUUUAUAUUAUAAAUACUUCUAAUAGUUUCCAGAAAAACUAAUAAUAUUUACAUUGUUUUUAAUGUAUAGUUAAAAGUUUUAUCAAAUUAAAAGCGUUUUAUCAAGCGUUCUGAGCCCAGUUCUGCUGAUUUUGAUGUUUUUUUAAUCAUAUUUAUACAAUUUUGGAUAAGUAAAGUGUUAUGCUUAAAUCAAAAGGCAGGGAACUGCUCACAAAAAUUAAAAUACAGCAAUUUAUAUUUUUCAAGUUGGAACUUCUUUCAACUCUUCGGUAAAAUGUAACAUUUUUAUUUAUGAUAAAUUAGCUUUUAUGUACAAAUUUAAGAAAUAAAAUGAAAUAUUUUAAGAUUAAUAAAAUUCUAUUUAAUUUAAUUUAAAUUGAAUUUUAUGUAGAUUUUAAUUUAUAUGUUGCUGUUCUUUAAAAGACAUUUUUAUACUUUCUGUGCACUUAAGUUUAAUUUUCCGAAACUAUUAUUAUUAACUAACUACUGAUUUAUUUUGCUUGUAUCUCUUGUUUGCUUUCAGUAUUUGGAGGACAUUUUGAUUUUUCUGCAUUCAUCAUAAUUAACAUGUCAUACUUCUAUUGUUUUUGUAUUUGUUUCCUUUUGUUAUACUUGUGCAUGUUUUAAAGCUUUUUUUUUAAAUAUAAAUUUCAAUUUUGUUGAAAUGUUCUUUUCUAUUUCUUGGGCUUA